AUGGAAUUGCUUACAAAUUAUCGCUUCUUUCUAAUAAAUUUCAUAUUCAUUCUGCUUCUGCUCGGUGUUGCAGAAACGCUCACUGUUUCGUCAGUGUCACCAAUUAAUAACCAUCGCCCGCUGUUUUUAAGCGGUUCACAUCAGGACCUGAAUGCUGGCAGCGGCAAUUAUCUUCCCUGUUCCACCACCGCUUCAUUCAGUGAGUCAGCCGAGGGUGUGCAGAUUGAUGAUGUGAUCGAGGAUUACAUGACAAUGCUGUCAAAAUGCCUAACAACUGACGAACUGUCACAGUAUGCAACGUUGCUUGUAAGAUUUCGCAAUGGUAACAUGCCGAUUACUGAGUUUACACAGAAACUCAGUGAAUUGUAUGGACCCGAGCGAUUACAUCUGCUUACAGAACGUUAA
Gongylonema pulchrum is the source of this 405-nucleotide messenger RNA. Lineage: Eukaryota; Metazoa; Nematoda; Chromadorea; Rhabditida; Gongylonematidae. The record is from the annotation of a GenBank genome assembly.